AAGAUCAGAAAAGAAAAGGGUUGAGGAAAACCUAGCCCCGUCGACCCGCUACACACGUGCGCCUUCCGCCGCCCUACCCACGCUCGCCGGCGCCGCCCUCGAUCAAUCGCUCGCCGCUGCCUCGCCUCGCGCUCGCCGGCGUCUCUCCAUCAGUAUAUUCUGAGGAUGGCUUGGGGUCAAGGUGCUAGAAAGCCCAUAAUGGGGCUUCUGUUUCGUGCUCAACAACAAGCGGCUAGGGGAUACUCUUCUUCAGCAUUCCAGACUCAUAUAUUGGGCGUUGAUGCUCCCCAAAAUGGCAUGUUUCUUAGGAGAUUCAGCUCUCAAGUGUCUUCUUCAGAGCAAAUGAGCCUUAUUAAACAACUCCGAGAAAGAACAUGUGCUCCAAUCAAAGAUGUCAAGGCUUCCUUAGUUAGCUGCAACUGGGAUAUUGAGGCUGCACAGAAAGACCUGCGGAAGAGAGGGGUGGUUCUCGCUGCCAAAAAGUCUUCACGGACUGCUGCUGAAGGUUUGCUAGCUAUUGCACAAGAUGAGAAAAGGGCAGCUGUGAUUGAGCUUAACUGUGAAACUGAUUUCGUAGCAAGAAAUGAUGUUUUCCAGUAUCUGGCUUCAUCAGUGGCAAAAAUGGCUUUAUCUGCUCAGGGUCCCGGCCAAUUGUUUUUGCCUUUUGGUCCUGAAUAUUUGGAGAACAUGUCUAUCAAUCUAGAUCAUCCUAAGCUCAGUGGGGAAACAACUGUCCAAAGUGCUGUGACAGAAGUUGCUGCCAUGGUUGGGGAGAAUGUAAAACUCAGAAGAGGUUUCAUAUUAUCAACCACGGCUCAUGGUGUAGUUUCGUCUUAUGUGCAUACCUGUCCUCAGCCAGGUUUGGGUCGUAUUGCUGGAUUGGUUACACUAGAAGCAGAAGAUAGCAGUGCUUCCCUUGAUGCUCUCAAGACAGUUGGGUCAUCUAUUGCGAUGCAUAUUGUUGCAACAAAGCCAUUAUUUUUAUCAAAAGAAUUGGUUUCUGCUGCAGCUCUAGAAAAUGAACGUGAAAUACUCCGAACUCAGGCUGAAAGUUCAGGGAAAUCCCAAAUGGCUAUGGAUAAAAUGGUGGAAGGUCGAUUAAGGAAGUACUUUGAAGAGGUGGUGCUCAUGGAGCAAAAAUAUGUUCUCAAUGAUAGCACAAACAUUAAGACGGUGCUGAAUGAUUUGUCAAAGGAGGUUGGUUCUAAAGUAACAAUUGGUAAUUUUUUCAGAAUGCAAGUUGGUGAAGGAAUUGAGAGACAUGAAGCUGCUGAUGGGUCAGAACCUGUCGCUAAUGCUGCAUAGGUUUAAAGAAGAUAUGAAUCAAAUGAGACUGUCAGGAUGUAGGUGAAGUUCCUCUUUUUAAAUGCUUUGCUUUUAGGUGUUUGCAGUGAAAUUCUCCCAAAAGCUUCUCUGCCCAAACUGAAUUGAGCUGAAUAACGAUGCUUUUAUCAUAUCAAGUUUUCCAUACAUUCGAAGACCUGCAAAACUGUAUAAUUCAGUUGAAACCGUGUAUGAUUGAACCACAUUCAGAUGGUAAGAAACUAGAGCAGAAUGGGAGUUGGCUCAUACUAUUACUUGAGCAUCACUUGCUUUUGUACUUGGCGCGUGCAAGCCAAAAGGGGUUAUGAGGUGGUGUGCGGGGAUCCCCAACCUGUAUGCAAAGUAUAAUGUGAGGCCAUUUGUUUAUGCUUUUUUUUU
Setaria italica (foxtail millet) is the source of this 1701-nucleotide messenger RNA. RefSeq names its product elongation factor Ts, mitochondrial. The transcript is spliced from 9 exons. Gene Ontology annotation, biological process: mitochondrial translational elongation. The coding region runs from base 166 to 1305 and encodes 379 amino acids. The record is from RefSeq and is a predicted model, not a curated record. Gene Ontology annotation, molecular function: protein binding; translation elongation factor activity. Lineage: Eukaryota; Viridiplantae; Streptophyta; Magnoliopsida; Poales; Poaceae. Gene Ontology annotation, cellular component: mitochondrial matrix.